Topomyia yanbarensis is the source of this 3382-nucleotide messenger RNA. RefSeq lists its product as uncharacterized. The transcript has 5 exons. NCBI's taxonomy places the organism in Eukaryota, Metazoa, Arthropoda, Insecta, Diptera, Culicidae. Gene Ontology annotation, cellular component: nucleus. The coding region runs from base 231 to 3230 and encodes 999 amino acids. Gene Ontology annotation, molecular function: protein binding. The record is from RefSeq and is a predicted model, not a curated record. Gene Ontology annotation, biological process: positive regulation of protein phosphorylation; DNA damage response; cell population proliferation.
AUGUGCACAACAAUAAUAAAUAGUCUGUCAAGAGCAAUUUCGCCACAGUUUCAGUUUCGGUUCUUGUCCUUACAAGAUUCUUUGGUGUUCUUGGAUUUCAGCAUCCAAGUUUGAAGUGCCUUCUCGUUAUUAAAUAUUUACCCAAUAAAAACAAAGUGAAAUCCAGAGCAUUUUCAGUGCGGGUAGCAGAAAAUGAACGUAGAGUAAAAGAGGUGGUCAAUAGUUUCAUAAUGUCGUGUUUCGAAACGCCAGUGUCCAGCAACCCAAAAAGUAGCAAUCAUUUGAACUAUGGCGUGCCCUUGAAACCCGUACACGAUGAGGAAGACUGUCGGGAUAAAUUCCAUAAGGUCCUGGCUGCGCUGUUGAACCGAAAUUUUAAGAUCAACAAUGAUGUCUACUUGGAGAUGAUGCUUUCUCACCUCGCGGGGAAAUAUGAUUGUGAACAUCGGAAACUUCUGCGAUCUCCCGAAGUGUCCCGUUGGCUGAAUGAAGCAUUGAGCCAGUGGGAGGGUGAGGCGGUACCGUCGGCGGACAUUGCUGCAUUCACGCUGCGAAUCUUGGCAAUGACCAUAGACAAUGAGUGUUUCUUUGUAGAAAUGCAAAGUAGAAGUAUGCUGGACCGAUUGCAGGAAUGUAUUCGGCGAGAUGCCAGGCUGCAACAUCCUUCGGUUAGGCUGGGCCACGUGAUGGUGCUGAAGGCAGUCUCGCUUCACGCAUCUGGUUUGGACUGGAUCAAGCGAUCCGGGUCGUGGAAGAUCUGUUUGGAUUACUACAAUGGUCAAUCACAGACUGUGUACAUAAUGAAAGAAACUUCGCUAUUUUUGUAUGAGGUUUUAGAGCGGUUUGGGUCGAUUGGAGAUUACGAUUUAGUUUUGACAAUUGUUCGAAGUAUACUUUCUCCCCUGCUGGACGGAGUUUGGAAAAGUCCAGUGCAAGAGAACGCGGUUUUGGUAAAUGACGAAAACGCUCAGCGCAUUUUAUCAUCUAUGCUGAGCUUGUUGUGUACUUUGUUUCGGAAGAUGCUUGAUAGUGCUAAGCAAACACGAGCAGCUUACUUCAUGUUGAUUACGUUUCACUUUGAGCGAAAUCUAUGGGUGUACGCGGACUCAAUUCAGGACCAUACGUUUCUAGCUACAAUCUAUGAGGUACUCAUAUUGGCCAAUUGUACACGCCUUCGUUGCAUGGACAUUCCUCCAGAGGAUACUGUGGCAAUCCAUUUACCUUUCGAAAAGUACACAAUAAACUUUUUGAACUUUUUAAACUUUUCAAUCCGUCGUGGAAAUAUUGAAAAUUUACUUUUAAUGGCUCAAAUGCAUCACCAAGCAUGGCGCCUUUUAGGUGACCGUGCCCCAGAAGAAGUAGUUCUCAAACAUCAGAGCAUAAAAUUUGGUGAUCAAAUCCUGCUGAUUCAACUCUUUCCGGCGGUUUACGAAAUAAAAAGUGUUGUUAGUAGUGAUCCUCCGGAUUACAUCGAAAAGUUCAUCAGUACGCUAUACGACAUUUCCUGUGAGUACACAGUCCGUUUGUUAUACGCCUGCCGGGAUGUCGUUGAAGCGAACCAUGCCAACAAUGCAACUCAAUUGGCUAUUAAAUCGAUCCAGGGCAUAGCUUCUAUUCAAAGCCUCCCAAGACAACGAGCCAUCAUUGCUUUCCAGGCGUUUGUUUAUGUACUGAAGGAGUUUCUGCCGGACAUGUGCUACCUCGAAAAUCAGAGUAACGUUUGCAACACGGAUCAAGUUCUUGCCAAGCCGAACUUGUUGGCGGCAAUCAUCACCGGGCUGCACACGUUAAUUCAGAACUACAAGUUCACAUGGAAUGAGUGUAUCGAAUCGACGACGGUAGUUAACUUUAUGCUCAACCUGUUAGGCAAUCCAAACUUGCCACCGAGGCACGUUGUUCUUGCCCUAAAACUGACCCAGCUUUCGAUCGAGUACUUUCUGGCACCAAAUUUGGCUCUGCUAAUGGAUAAUCUCAACGGGUCAGGACUGGAGUUUGUCGGUCGAGUCAUCUAUAAACGGUUGCACGAUGGAAACUGGGAAGUGCGCGACUCUGCGCUGGAGCUUUUGGCCUCAAUAGUGGAAAUUUCGGAAAUCAAAUUCCCAUCUUUUCAGAAAUUGAUUCUGGAUUGCGAUAUAAUUCCGGUGGUUGAGGCGGCCGCCAAAAACGAUACAGAACCGUACGUGCGGGCAUCGGCGCUGCGCUGUCUUUCGUUGAUGGUGCGAAUUCGUUUGCUGUGGGAGCACUCACUGUCGAAGUUGAACUUGAUGAAUCACCUCAUCAUAACUUUCGACACCGAAAGCGAGGGUAUCGUGCGCCGCGAAGCGGUCAACACCGUACGGGAGAUCUACUCCAACCACAAGAUUCUCCCCCAUUGUCUGGACAGUGUGUUCUCGGUGUUGGCCUUUUCGACCGUCAACGACCUAUACUGGGAGGUUCAAAUCAAUGCACUCCAGUUCUGGCGGGUGGUCAUGUGUCGCCAGUUCCAGCAUCAAGGCAUGAUCGAUGGUACCUUUCCGUCGGUGACCUUCUCAAAGGAGCAUAAAAAGAUCAUCACGCUAACCAACAAAGAGAUACUGCUACGUUUGAGGAAGGUGCUGAAUGAGCUAUCGUUGAGAGGGUGCUUAGGAGUGCUGUUGGCAUGUUUGCAGGAGGAUUGUGAUUUGGAAGUAGUGAAGAACGCGGUGGAGAUCAUUCAACGAUUGAUGGGCUACCUGAACAAGUACAACUUUUUGGACGAGUAUAGAAAAGUGGUUGAUCCGGCAACGGGAGAAAACAGCAUUCGUCCACUGGUAUCGGUGCUGGAUACCAACUAUUCCGUACACGUCAAAACGAAUGCUUUGCUAAACAACACCCAGCGGAACGAUGCCGAUUACAGCAGUGGGAAUGUGCCCUGUUUGAUCAAUUCCGAGGAAAUUAUCGACUCGAUCGUCAAUUUGGACGAUGUCAAUUUACUCUCAAUCAGCUACAAAAACAACCUGAAGGUGGCCGGCGAAACAUCGCAGGCAAACUCCUGCAGCUGUGAGUCGAGUAAGGUGCACUAUGAUUUAUUCAAAAAAUAUGCUCAAGUGACGGCUGACGAUUUCCUAGACAGAGUACAGCAGAUUGAUUUCCACGCUUUGAUUAGCAGUCGGCAGCAGUGGAUGCAAGCGACCGAAAGUUUUUCCUCACUGCUGGACGAUGUACUUUUUUCGUAUUACGCGAUCAACGUUAACGAUGCCGAUUGCUACUAGCUUGUUGUAGUAACCUCGAACUGACUGGCAGGUGACUUGAGUGGACGCUAUGUGAUAGUUACGUUUUUUCACAAUUUAGUUCAUGUCGAAUUCUGCUGCUCCAUUGUUUGAAAGUUUUGAAACAGAUAUUUCAAUAAAUUUUAGAAAGCGAA